UAUACUCCAUAAUUAUCCUGAUACUCUCCCGGACAUGCUGUCAUCUUAUAUCAACAAUACUAAUGGCAUUGAUCAUCAAACGGAUAUUCUUCAGAAGAUUAACGACCAAGAAGUGAAGGCCCUCUAUCCACUCAUAUUUUUCUACGCAAUUAUCCUGAUAAUUGGUGUAAUUGGCAACGCUGUGGUGCUCUUAGUAUACACGUACCAGUAUAAGAGGUCACCAGCGAGGAUGUUCAUCUUGUUCCUGGCAUCAAUAGACUUCUCGAUCUGCUUAUUCGGAUUACCAUAUCAUAUGAUUGACCUUACUCACCCAUACACAUUUACCAAUGCCAUCAGUUGCAAAAUACUUACAUUUAUAAUAUCAUUAUUAUUUCAUAUGUCUAUCUUUGGAUUACUAGUUAUAGCAGUUGAUAGAUAUUUAAAAAUAUGUAGACCUUUAAGCUCCUUUCAAAUGUCACAUUUUGGAAAAAGAAGGGCAUGUGUUUUAGCAAGUAUUGCCGCGGUUAUUUUUGCAUGGCCUAACCUUGUUCUCUACGGACAGAGUGAAAUGGAAACAAUUUAUCCUAACAUUUCUGGACAUGCAUGUUUCUUUAAAACGGAAUAUACGGAAACCAUUUAUCCAUUAGUUUUCACCAUGGUAACUCUUACACUAUGCCUAACAUCAACGGCCUUCUUGAUGGUAUCAUACUCUCUUAUUUGUCAUCAAAUUAUAACAAGGUAUAGGGGACCAUCAAAAUUUGAAAAAUAUGUUCAUGGCGAGGAUAGUUCUACUGAUGACGUCAUCAUGAAAAACCUUACAGUCCCUAUGGAAAUGAAAUACUCACCUGUUCCAUCCAAAGGCAGAUUUAAUUCAUCACUGCAAAACGUCAGGAACGGUUCAGGUGAUAUUUCCAAGAGUAGGCUUGAAAAUGCGCCUCAAAAUCAUGAACAACCCAGAGAGGUGUUCCCUUGCUCCAACUCAAAUGACCCUCUAAUAGUUGGCAGUGAAACACAUAAAAGUGGUGAUAAAAUCUUCACAGUAGGGAAACCUUUUGAUGGACGUGAAUCUAGUGUAGAAAAACUAAAAUAUAGUUCGGAAUCUUUGAAAAGCAGUCGAGGUAUUUUAUUAGCCCAAAGAGAGACAACUGUCGGAAACAAGACGACAACAAAUGAUUUUGAUUUUGAUGCAAAUGGAAAACUUAUCGACACAGAAACUGCACAAUUACUAGAUAUCCCUCAUAAAGAAUCACUGGGUUCACCAACAAGAAGGUGUUCGGAGCAAAUGAAUACAAUAACAAAUACAGAAGUGAAAGUGAAAAGAAGUCAGUCGUUGAUGCUUCCCAACAGAAAUAUGUAUUUGACGAACUAUUUUGAUUACAAUGGCUUAAGAAUUAAUCAGUCAUGUUGUGUAAGUAUUCCAGGCUCAUCGAGAUCAUCCGUAAAGAUGAAUAAACUGAACUUGACGUCCAAACAACAUUUCAAAAUAACCAAAAUAAUGUUGACUGUUUCGUCAGUGUUCAUACUUAGUCAUGCACCUGCGUUUGUUAUAACAAUUCUCAGCACUGUGGAUACUAAAUUUUGGGACGACUUGACUGAAAGUGAAACUAUAUUCUUUGAGUUUCUCCUGCGGUUUUAUUUAGUAAACAAUAUUUGCAAUCCAUUUAUCUAUGGGUUUUGGGACAAACGGUUUAAGAAGGAAGUACGGUUUACAUUUAGAAAACUGAAAUUAAAGAUUAAAACAUUAUUCCAAUGUUUUUGAAUUGAAUCAUGAA
Messenger RNA from Mya arenaria, 1751 nucleotides. RefSeq lists its product as uncharacterized. The transcript has a single exon. The record is from RefSeq and is a predicted model, not a curated record. Lineage: Eukaryota; Metazoa; Mollusca; Bivalvia; Myida; Myidae. Gene Ontology annotation, biological process: neuropeptide signaling pathway. The coding region runs from base 35 to 1738 and encodes 567 amino acids. Gene Ontology annotation, molecular function: G protein-coupled peptide receptor activity. Gene Ontology annotation, cellular component: membrane.